This is a messenger RNA of Aspergillus welwitschiae, 385 nucleotides long. RefSeq lists its product as uncharacterized. Gene Ontology annotation, biological process: translation. Bases 28 to 216 code for a protein of 62 amino acids. NCBI's taxonomy places the organism in Eukaryota, Fungi, Ascomycota, Eurotiomycetes, Eurotiales, Aspergillaceae. Gene Ontology annotation, molecular function: structural constituent of ribosome. The record is from RefSeq and is a predicted model, not a curated record. The transcript has a single exon. Gene Ontology annotation, cellular component: ribosome.
CGGCCUCGACAGCCGCACAGAGACAAGAUGACGAAGCGCACCAAGAAGGUCGGUAUCACGGGUAAAUAUGGUACCAGAUACAGUGCUUCUUCCAGCACGCCCGUUACAUCUGCGCCUUCUACAGGGUGGGUGUCUACACUGUCUCUAUUCACGCUGUGCGAGCAGGGCAAAGGGGAAAAUAGAAACAUACGUCCCCUUACAUUUGGUUUCGUAUAAUAUUGCAUUGAAGACUUUAUCAUACCCAGGAUGUUGCAAAGACCGGAGUGAUUGGCUUGGUUGAUAAUUAGACACGAUGUUGUCAGCAGAUUUGGAGUUCUAGACACGUUUGUUUUAUCCGUUUUACUUUCUACUGGAGUUUCAAGCAAUCUGAAGAAUUUAUAGCUCA